AAUUGCAUGUUUUUGUCUUUUACUUUUUUCACUGUUUUCGAGUUUGAAUUUGAUUUUGAUUUUGCUACUUCUGCUUUUUAAAUUCUUGUUAGUUGCGCUUCAGCUGUUGCUGUUGUGUCUUAAUAGAUGUUGGCGGUGAUGAUGAUGAUGCUUUUUGGAUUUUGCGCACUCAUCGCUCACAGCGCAUCGCUCGGUGUUGUACGCUUGGCGACUAUGCUGAACAUAUUGGAGGUAUAAAAUAAUAUUGUUUGCGCGAUUUUUUUAACUUUCGCAUCUCGACUAGCGGCAGAGUCACACGUGUUAACGCGCAUUCGUUCAUUUCCUUCCUUUUGGCACAGUCGCGAUAAUUACAGGUGUAGGCGUGUUAAUUGGAAAAUAACUGAAUUGCAUUCAAAACAAAUUACGUAUACGCUCCAUGCUACAUUUUGCGUAGUUGAAAUACAAGUACAUAGCCCAGUAUUAGCAUAAACACUAACUGCACGAUGGCUAUGAAAACAAAAUCAACACCACCAACAACAGAGAUGACUCAGAAGCAACAAAAAGAACAAAACUCCACAAAAUAUUCACAUCGGCGGCAUCUUCAUUUGGAUACAUCGCUGCUACAGCUACACGCCGUUGCAAUUUCGACGUUUUUUAUUAUUUUCGGAUUACUUUGUGCUGCGAUUUGUGUCAGUGGGCAAGUUGAUGGCUACACUGCGGGCGUAGAUUAUCCUGCCUACGAAUCGGUGCCAAAAGGACUUUCAUUCAAAUGCCGGAACCGACUUCCUGGCUACUAUGCUGAUACGGAGACACGUUGUCAGAUCUGGCAUUGGUGUCUGCACUCUGGCCAUCAGUACUCUUUUAUAUGUCCCAACGGCACCGUUUUCAACCAAGCAGUACGCGUUUGUGAUUGGUGGACGAAUGUUAACUGUCCAGUAGCUGAACAAUUGUACAAAAACAACGAUGAGCUAUACCAAACCACCGAACCGAAUCCUCAGCAGUACCUCUGAUAUAAGGCCAAUCAUAUAAAUCAAUCCAGCUUAUUAAGCCAACAUAAUCAAAAUUAUCAAACCCAACAGCCAUCAAACCAACGGCAACGACAGCAACAGCUGCAAUA
Molecule: messenger RNA, 1096 nt
Organism: Rhagoletis pomonella (apple maggot)
Lineage: Eukaryota; Metazoa; Arthropoda; Insecta; Diptera; Tephritidae
Exons: 4
Coding region: 483-989 (168 amino acids)
Cellular component (GO): extracellular region
Molecular function (GO): chitin binding
Source: RefSeq, a predicted model, not a curated record